Cannabis sativa is the source of this 957-nucleotide messenger RNA. RefSeq lists its product as uncharacterized. The coding region runs from base 1 to 957 and encodes 318 amino acids. The record is from RefSeq and is a predicted model, not a curated record. NCBI's taxonomy places the organism in Eukaryota, Viridiplantae, Streptophyta, Magnoliopsida, Rosales, Cannabaceae. The transcript has a single exon.
AUGAGCGGCAUACAGUUCUCCGCUACCCCAGGAUACAAUCAAAGCCCAGCCUUGGCUCCCACAUCUUCGCAUUAUGGGAAACCCUCAGGGAUGAGUGGACAAGUCCCGUCUCACUCCGCUCCUGCUGCGAGCCUUACCGGACCUCCUCAGAGCUCCCGGAGCAAGAGGUCCUCAAAAGGCAGCAAUUGGACGGAGGACAAGCACCAAAAAAGGAGGUAUACUCCCCAAUAUACCCAGUACACAGAGUUGACGGACACGCAAGAGCGUGUGUAUCUCGCCACAAGGCAAAAUAUGCACUACCGGAGGCCUCCUCCCCUGUACAGGGACAGUUCUCGAAGGGAUCCAAGCAAGAGAUGCGAAUACCACAACGACAUUGGACACAGUACCAAUGAGUGCAAGAAUCUAAAAGAUGAGAUCGGAAACUUGAUCCAAUUGGGUCACCUGUAUGAGUGGAUCAAAAACCGGCUGUCUCAUCUCAACCUGGUUCCAGCAGGGGGUCCAUUGCCUCAAGGGACACCAGGAGGUGCGCCCAGAGCGUUGGCACUAGCUGUGCCCUCCGGGGGUGCGAUCCUUCAGCAAACCCAUGGCCUGCCACCAAGACCCAACGAAAGAGUGGCCAUGAUCUCUGGUGGGCCCCAUAUUGGGGGGACUACCCGAAAAGAAUUAAAACGCUGCGCCGAGGCCAUCAAACAUGACGAAGUAUGGGAAGUCACCCAGCUUCCAGCUCAAAGGCCCCGACUCAUGGAUCAGCCAAUUACUUUCACGGAGGAAGACACGAAACUGGUGCGUUUCCCUCAUCAUGACCCCCUGGUCAUAGAGACUCCCAUUGCCAACAAGAUUCUGGUUAGAAUAUUGAUCGAUAAUGGGAGUUCCGUGAACUUGUUAUUUAAAGAAGCCUUCACAACAAUAGGCCUCAUGGACCGGGAUUUAUCGCUGAGCGGUUCCCAACUCACAUGA